AUGGCUCGAGAAGCUGACAAGUAUCAGCGCCUCUUUGAGGAGGAGAGAAGGCUCCGAGAGGAAGCUGAACAACGCUUGCAUACCGUACAACAACAUCUCCAUGAAGAAAAGACAGCAGGCAAACGAACACGACAGGCCCUGGAAGCACUGGAAAGUAGAGUGAACCCAACAACUUUGGACGAUUACCUGCGAUCCUGCCAUGAUCUCUUUGCUGUACCGCUUAGCAUCCAGCCAAAUAAGUCCAAGUCCACUAAGGGCUCAAUCACUAAACCUACUGGCCGCUACUGCCCGACCAAUCUUCGCAAGUGGGAUGACUUUCUUGAUACGCUUGACGAAGUCUUUGGCAGGGUUUCCCGUUUGUUCUACCCACCCGGGAAACUCGCCAUAGGGGCGUUCCCAUCCGUUGAAGGCCUCAAGACCUUCGGGAAUGUUGUCAGUCGCCGACCGCUGGCUAGCGAGCUUGAUCUUAUGAGCUACGAGCGAUUUGCUGUCGAGACGCAGGUUUCCUUGAAGGCUGGACUAGAACCUAAAAAUUUCUGGGAAGACGUCGUGCAGAAUUUUGAGAUCCCCGUUCCUGAUCCCGAAAUGGGGGAGAAGGGGAAGGAAGAAAAAAUUCUCCACAACGCAAGGCAACUGACGGGUGCUGCCAUCACACAGACCUUUGAUUAUAUGAUUAAAGAGGGGUUGGAAUACGGGUAUCUCACUACGGGGGAUGCCUUUGUUUUCCUUCGCAUCAAGGAAGAAGACCCAACAACACUGUACUGGCAUCUUACCAACCCAGAACAGGACGCGGCAGCCUGGUGCAAUGGUUCUUUUGCUCACUCCCGGACGGCAAUCUCGUUGGUGCUCUCGUUCUGCUUGAUGGCAGUGAGUUCGCAGAGGCGAAGCCAGGAGUGGCGAUCCAACGCAUUUUCCGCGCUUCGCACCUGGGCUGUGGACGUUGAAUAUGUCCUAUCAAAAAUUCCGGAGGAGGAAAGAAGGCGAACGCCGUCCGUAUCCUCCUAUAUACCUUCGAGCCCGCUCUCCAGCCCGUCCCCCAACCCAGACCCGAAUAAUCAGCCUCGACGAUCACGACGGCUGCAAGGCUCUUGUGCGGACUCCGAUGAUCUUCCCAAUCGUCCACCCUCGGACGACUCUGAAGAAGAAGAAGAGCCCGGCAACCACCACGAACCCAACCCGACAGGAAAACGAUUCGCGGUUGUGAUGUCUCCGCCGCGACCUCCACCAUCGAAGCGACAGCGUAGUCCUGAUCGGGAACCAAACCGUCGGUAUUGUACACAACGAUGCCUUGUCGGAUUGGCCAAUAAAAGUGCUCUUGACCUGGCCUGUCCCAAUAUCAUGGUUCACCAACAGAUGAGCCACGACGGCAAACAUCCGAUCUCCAAGGAGAGGGUUGCAACCUUGCUUGAUGCUCAGCUGAAUAAAGACCGAGAUAAUGGAUGCUGGGAACUGAGGCGCGGCGGAGCUCGUGGCAUCCUCUUCAAGAUGACCUUGGCCGACUAUGGGUAUACGUUUGUGGGGAAGGGAACCAUCGAAAAGAUGAUACCCCAUCUCCAGCAUGAAUUUCAAGUAUACGAGUAUCUCAGCAAACUUCAGGGCAACUUGAUUCCCGUCUGCCUGGGGCGUGUCAAUCUCCAGAAGCCAUUCAUCACUGACGGCCUGGACUACAUCGUUCACUACCUGCUCCUUUCCUGGGCUGGGGAGAGCCAAGAUGAUAUGCUGCCUUACGAUCUAUGCCUAGAGCGAAGAAAGUUUCAAAAGGAACUACAUCGGUACGGUGUGACCCAUGGGGACCUUCGCGAGUCCAAUAUCACCUGGAAUGAAGAGUUAUCCCAUACAAUGCUGAUUGAUUUUGACCGAGCACGACUGGAUAGGAAGAGGCCGUUGAUCGGUUCGGGGUCUCGUGGCGUUAAAUCCGGGAAGCGGAGGCAGGUGUCUAGCCCCUCUGGCUGA
Arthroderma uncinatum is the source of this 1953-nucleotide messenger RNA. RefSeq lists its product as uncharacterized. The transcript has 2 exons. The record is from RefSeq and is a predicted model, not a curated record. Lineage: Eukaryota; Fungi; Ascomycota; Eurotiomycetes; Onygenales; Arthrodermataceae. Bases 1 to 1953 code for a protein of 650 amino acids.